Symbiodinium pilosum is the source of this 1023-nucleotide messenger RNA. The record is from the annotation of a GenBank genome assembly. Lineage: Eukaryota; Dinophyceae; Suessiales; Symbiodiniaceae.
AUGGACAUUGAUCCACAUUUGCUCUUGUACGCGUUUCUGCCCGUCCUUCUGUUCGGAGACGCCAUGUCCAUUGUGUGGCAUGACUUCCGGCGGACGGCCCUCCAGUGCGCAGUGCUAGCAGGCCCUGGUGUCCUCAUCGGCACCGGACUGAUGUUUGUUGUGGCCCGGUAUGUCUUCCCUUAUGGCUGGAGUGACUUCGAAUGCGCAGCUUUCGCAAGCGUGCUUGCUGCUACAGAUCCUGUGGCUGUGGUUGGCCUCCUCAAGGAGAUGGGUGCCAGCCGGGUGCUGACUAUGCAAAUAGCUGGCGAGUCCUUGCUCAACGAUGGCGUAGCCAUUGUCGUAUGGCUGGUGUUCUUCGACUUCAUGAAAGGAGUAGAUGCCGAUGGCGGUACCAUCAUCGGCAGCUUUCUUCGCUUAGCUGCUGGCGGAACGGCCUUUGGCAUCCUUUGCGGAGUGGUGGGCGCACGUUGGAUGUCGCUCGCCUCUGACCGCCUCGUCCACACAGAUUCGUUGGUGCAGGUGGCUGUGACCAUCACUGUAGCUUACAUGGCCUUUUUCAUCGGAGAAAACGAGCUGCGUGUAAGCGGGGUGCUGGCGGCCAUUUUUGCAGCGUUGAUGAUGAGCAAGUUCGCGAAACCCCUGGUUUGCCACAAGGAUGGCAUGGAGGCGGUGUGGCACGCCAUGGAGUACUUUGGCAACACCAUACUGUUUGUGCUUUGCGGGCUCUUUGCAUACGAGUCUUGCAAGAAAGUCGCCUGGGAAGACUUCGGCUGGCUGAUCUUGCUGUACAUCCUUGCGAAUCUGGCCCGGGCUUUCAUGGUAGCACUGCUCUGGCCCAUUGUGAACAUGGUGGGUGGCUCAGAUGUCACGAGGACAACGUGGAAGGAAUGUGCUGUCCAAAGCCCAGAAGGAGUUGCUUUGCAUCUGAUGCCAUGCAAGCGUCACAGUGCACUGCGGUCUCGCCACACUUGCGCUUUGCCCAGCUUUGUUCAAGGGUUCUCGUGGAAGAGCUCCCCGGAAUGA